Messenger RNA from Lytechinus variegatus (green sea urchin), 1503 nucleotides. RefSeq lists its product as uncharacterized. Lineage: Eukaryota; Metazoa; Echinodermata; Echinoidea; Temnopleuroida; Toxopneustidae. The record is from RefSeq and is a predicted model, not a curated record. The transcript is spliced from 3 exons. The coding region runs from base 1 to 1503 and encodes 500 amino acids.
AUGUCUUGUUUUAUCCCUGACAUCAGUAGCUUGGAAGACGAACUACGUUCUUGUUGUACCCACACCCAGUGGCUUCAGUAUAAUGAUGAAAUUGAAUCUGAACUCUCUAAACACAGGUCUCUCCUCACUGAACGCAGGAACAAGAAAAUAGAAACCUCUCUUCUCUCUAAAGGGCUCAAGUUUUGCCCAACGCCACCAGAAGUUGAACAGAUAGCUCUCAGCCAAGACCUCUCUACAUUCUACCGCAGGAUACGUCUCAAAGAGUUCUUUCUAGAUGAACCCCCUUCUGAUCCCGAGCCCUUCUACCGGAAGAGCACAUGGACUCCGCCCAAGAAUAGAGUUCCUUCCCUUGAAACUUACAUUCAAGCUGUCUCAUCCCAAGUUUGCUCCACAGAUACCCUCGACACCAGAGCACAUGACAACCUUCCUCGAGAAGAACGCCACGCUCUCUCAUCACUCAAAAACAGGUCCGACAUCAUCAUCAAGCCUGCAGACAAAGGAUCAGCCGUCGUCGUCAUGGACCGCCAGCAGUACAUCGAUGAAGCCAUGAAACAUCUCAACAAUCGAUCUCACUAUGCACUCCUUGAUUCUGACCCCACUUGUAAUUUCUCCCUACAGAUCCAAUCGACACUGAAUGAUAUGAAAGAACACGAGCAUCUAUCUGAGAAGGCCCACAAAUUUCUCUCCCCUACUAAUGCUAAACCUGCCCGCUUCUAUCUCCUCCCCAAGAUCCAUAAACCUGGCAACCCUGGUCGACCCAUCCUCUCAGGAAAUGGUUCCCCAACAGAGCACAUCUCCCUUUUUGUUGAUUAUCACAUUAAACCCCUUGUCUCACGUGCACCCUCUUACAUCCACGACACCCCAGACUUUCUCAGGAAACUCAAUGACAUCAAGGACCAGAUACCCGAGACUGCGAUCAUCGGCACUUUGGACGUUUCUUCACUGCACACCAAUAUCCCCCACGAUGAAGGUAUCCAAGCAUCAUGUGAAGCCUUGGCCGCCAGUGGCCAUUCCAGUCCCCCCAUAUCUGAUAUCAAAUCUCUGAUGUCUCAUGUACUAACAAAAAACAACUUCACUUUCAUGGACCAGCACUAUCUACAGAUAUUCGGCACAGCAAUGGGCACCCGGAUGGCUCCUUCAUUCGCCUGUCUCUUCAUGACCAAGCUGGAACAGCAGAUGUUAGAUUCCGCCCCCUGUCGCCCAUGGAUUUGGUGGCGUUACAUAGACGACAUUUUCUUCAUCUGGACCAGGGAGGAAGAUAGCCUCCACACAUUCAUUGACCACAUCAAUUCCUUCCACAGGACCAUCAAAUUCACUUCUGAAUUCUCCCAACAGGAAACCCACUUCCUUGAUGUCACAGUCCAGAAAAAGCCUAACGGUAUCACCACUACCCUGUACACUAAACCCACAGAUACCCACCAGUACCUCCACUCAUCACUGCAAAACCGGCAUCGCUUACAGUCAAGCCCUCAGACUUCGCCGUAUCUGCUCCGAGGACCCUGA